Messenger RNA from Daucus carota subsp. sativus, 2512 nucleotides. RefSeq names its product glucosidase 2 subunit beta. Gene Ontology annotation, biological process: N-glycan processing. Lineage: Eukaryota; Viridiplantae; Streptophyta; Magnoliopsida; Apiales; Apiaceae. Gene Ontology annotation, molecular function: protein binding. The coding region runs from base 202 to 2070 and encodes 622 amino acids. The record is from RefSeq and is a predicted model, not a curated record. The transcript has 16 exons. Gene Ontology annotation, cellular component: glucosidase II complex.
GUAAAAUCGACUAUUACUUAUACCAGUAGAGUAGUUGAAACUUGAAAGCUGUUGCUUCAGUUUGUACUUUGUAGCUGAUCGGAACGAGAAUUAGUUAUUAGGGUUCGAACCGUCACACACACAAAAUCUAUCUAAUUGUAUCAGUCUGAGCUGCACUACAUUCUUGUACAAUCCAAUCGAAUUUUCAGAAGAAGAGCGAGGAUGCAGAAGAAGAUGAAGAAUUCAUGUUUCAUUUCAUCUUUCUUCUUCUUAUCGGUGUUUUAUUUGUUGAUUUUGAUCGAUAGAUCGGCAGCUUCUUCGUCGAUUAAUCUACUAGGAGUCUCUCCACAAGAUUUGAGUUAUUACUCGGGCUCCUCGUCGGUUAUUAAGUGUAAAGAUGGAUCUAAGAAAAUUAAUAAGUCACAGCUUAAUGAUGAUUUCUGUGAUUGUCCUGCUGAUGGCACUGAUGAGCCAGGAACGUCAGCAUGUCCUAAUGGAAAGUUCUACUGCAAGAAUGCGGGUCAUAUUCCUGUUACUCUGUAUUCUUCUAGAGUCAAUGACGGCAUAUGUGAUUGCUGUGAUGGGAGUGAUGAGUAUGAUGGUAAGGUUAUGUGCCCCAAUACUUGUUGGGAAGCUGGAAAAAUGGCUAGGGAUAGAUUAAAGAAGAAGAUCACAACAUAUAGCGAAGGUGUCACUUUAAGGAGAAAGGAAAUUGAACAAUCGAAAUUGGCUGCAGAAAAGGAUGCUGCAGAACUCACAAAACUGAAAAAUGAGGAGAAAAUACUUAAGGGGCUGGUUCAGCAACUUCAGGACCGCAAAGAGCAAAUAGAGAAGGCAGAAGAGAAAGAACGUUUGCAAAAGGAAAAUGAACGCUUGCAAAAAGAGAAAGAAGAGAAGGAGAAGAAAGAUUUGGAAGAUAAAGAAAGUGAUAACAAUGCUCCGGACACGGGUAACACUGGAGGAGUCACUACGGAAAGUACAGAUGAUGACCAUAUUGGACUAGUGGAAGAUUCUCCUCCAUUGGAGGAUGUGACAGUACAUGGAAAAUCUGUAGAUGAACAUCAACAUAGUGAUGAUAAUGAAGAGGCGCGGUCUUCAAGCGAAGGAGAGCACACUGCAACUGAGGAAGCUUCAGCAGUUGCGCCUGAAGCUGGCAUCGACACUGCAAGCAAGGGAGAUGAUGCAUCUGAUAAUACUGAAUCUUUGUCAAAGGAAGAGUUAGGUCGCAUUGUUGGCUCACGUUGGACUGGGAAAAAAAGUGAUCAGGAAAGUGCAGAGGCUGACUCUGCUGCUGAUGAUGAGGAUCAUGAAGAGCAGACAAAAAAUAUAGAGGAUGAAGAAUAUAACAGCUAUGAGUCAGAAACUGAGGAUGAGCACUCUACAUACGAUGAUGAAGAAGCUGAUGACCAUGUUGAGGAUUUGGAAGAGGAUGCUAGCGAACCUACUAGUUCUUCAUACAAAUAUGAAACAGAUGAUGAUUCAGAAUUGACAGAUAUUUCAAGCAGAAGUAACCCAUCUUGGUUGGAAAAGAUACAAAAUACUGUUCGAAACAUUCUUCAGGCCGUUAAUUUGUUCCAAACUCCAGUUGAUAAAUCAGAGGCUGCACGUGUGCGAAAAGAAUAUGAUGAGUUGAAUGCCAAGUUAUCUAAGAUACAGUCAAGAAUUUCAAGCCUGACACAAAAAGUUAAACAUGAUUUUGGAAGCGAGAAGGAAUUCUACUCAUUAUAUGGUCAAUGUUUAGAGAUGAAGGAGAACAAAUAUGUUUAUAAAGUAUGCCCUUUCAAACAAGCUACCCAGGAAGAGGGACACGGUUCAACUCGUUUGGGGAGCUGGGACAAAUUUGAGGAUUCGUACAGAAUCAUGCGUUUUUCCAAUGGAGACAAAUGCUGGAACGGUCCUGACAGAAGUUUGACGGUAAGGUUAAGAUGUGGAUUGAAAAAUGAGAUCACCGAUGUAGAUGAGCCAAGCCGCUGCGAAUAUGAAGCACUAUUAUCAACUCCGGUUGUUUGCCUAGAAGAAAAACUUAAGGAAUUGCAAGAUAAGUUAGCUUUGAUGAACAAGGAACAACCUCAAGGUCAUGAUGAACUUUGAAAUUUAUGGCAAGAUGCCUCAUAUUGUGCUGACUGAUCUAUGUGAUUGUUCUUUUUUACGCUGGGAACAUUUUGGUCGCUUCAGUGUUGUCACCAACUGCAACCCUUGUCUGCAAAAUUUUAGCAAGAUAUGAGCCGACUCACUUAUAUGUAUCAGUUAUAGAGCUUCCUGUUACCCAGAUCAAAGAAUCCUCGUUGAAAUGUUUAGUGAAAUUUUUAAAGGAAUAACAAACAGAACUAGUAUAGCAUGGUUGGUAUUGAGAAGAUGUGGGAAGUCCGGCAAAAGGAAGAAUUCCAUCGAAAUUUAACUUGCUGCAAGGCUUUUACUGUUUUGUUUAUGCUACUGAUAUCAAUUAUAGUCUUUACCUCUACCUGGACACAUCAGUAGCUUUAUUAUACUUAUGGAAAAUGAGGCAUUUAGGUAUGUAUUUUCCGUGUUUCAA